UUUGCGCAUGCGCUACGUCAACAGCGUCGAAACCAACAACAAACUAUGGCGGAUGAACACACUGAUGCUGAGCAGAGCAUGGAAGGACACACUCCUGUCUCAGAAAAUCCUCAUGCAGAAUACGGUCUCACUGAAAACAUUCAGAGAAUAGUUGAAAAUGAGAAAACGACUGCAGAGAAAGUCACCAAACAGAAGGUGGACCCUCAGACGCUCCAGACCCUUCCUACACGAGCGUAUCUGGAUCAGACUGUGGUUCCUAUCCUCCUGCAAGGCUUGUCAGUUCUCGCCAAGGAAAGGCCUCCAAAUCCAAUAGAGUUUCUAGCGGCAUUCUUACUGAAGAACAAGUCCCAGUUUGAGGAGCGGAAUUAAAGACAGCGUGGAGGAACACUUGUAGAGUUGUGUUUUAGUUUUUUGUUGUGAAUUUAAAUUUAAUGGUGUCACUCUUCAGAUUGUUUGUUUGCCAAUGUUACUCUAGUUUUUUUUUUUUAAGCUCAAAUAAACAUGUUCAAGC
Myxocyprinus asiaticus (Chinese sucker) is the source of this 511-nucleotide messenger RNA. RefSeq names its product protein dpy-30 homolog. NCBI's taxonomy places the organism in Eukaryota, Metazoa, Chordata, Actinopteri, Cypriniformes, Catostomidae. The transcript is spliced from 5 exons. The coding region runs from base 46 to 369 and encodes 107 amino acids. Gene Ontology annotation, cellular component: Set1C/COMPASS complex. The record is from RefSeq and is a predicted model, not a curated record.